AACCCCCGACGCGUCUCGCUUCCUCUUCCUUCCUUCCUUUCUUUCUUGAGCCCAAAGAAGACAGCAGUCACAGCACGCACAAACAACGCCGCUCCAAAUCUCGCUCGCUCGCUCGCCGCGGAAGCCGCUCUCGCCGGUCUCCGCCGCCAUGGACGCCGCCUCCUCGCUCAUGGGCGGCCCCUCCUCCGCCGACGCGCCCACCGACGGCGAGCACCGCAUGGGCACCACCAUCGUCGGGGUCUGCUACGCCGGCGGCGUCGUCCUCGCCGCCGACUCCAGGACCAGCACCGGAAUGUAUGUGGCAAACCGUGCUUCGGACAAGAUUAGUCAGCUCACUGAUAAUGUCUAUGUCUGCCGUUCUGGAUCUGCUGCUGAUACACAAGUUAUUUCAGAUUAUGUGCGCUAUUUUCUCCACCAACACACAAUUCAGCUUGGGCAACCAGCUACCGUGAAAGUCGCAUCCAACUUGGUUAGGUUGCUGGCCUAUCAGAACAAGAGCAUGUUACAAGCUGGAAUGAUAGUUGGUGGAUGGGAUAAGUAUGAGGGAGGCCAAAUUUACUCAGUCCCUCUUGGUGGAACGAUUCUGAGGCAACCAUUCGCAAUUGGAGGAUCUGGUUCCAGCUAUCUGUAUGGAUUGAUGGAUCAUGAAUGGAAAGAGGGGAUGACCCAGGAAGAAGCUGAGAAGUUUGUGGUGAAGGUGGUUUCCCUUGCUAUUGCACGUGAUGGUGCUAGUGGAGGGGUUGUUCGCACCGUUACUAUAAAUGAGGAGGGCGUGAAGAGGAGCUUCCAUCCUGGCGACAAGCUGCCACUGUGGCAUGAGGAGAUGGAGCCCCAGAACUCGCUCCUCGACAUUCUCGCGGCCGGGAGCUCUGAUGCCAUGGUCCAGUGAAUCUGUUCUGGAUUUGAGCUUAAUGUUGUUAAGAGAUUGUGCCGAAUUGUUCCACAUCAGCUUAUUUUCCACCUUGUUAUUACGAAUGAAUAGUACAUGUUCCUUGUUUGAUGGAUCCGUGUCCUCCUGUGCAACACAACUCUCUCGGAGUAGUGCGUCGAUUGCUAAAUUUUUUAGAAAAGAAAACACCCGUGGAACCUGA
This is a messenger RNA of Triticum aestivum (bread wheat), 1091 nucleotides long. Its product is annotated as proteasome subunit beta type-6. Gene Ontology annotation, cellular component: proteasome core complex; cytoplasm. Gene Ontology annotation, molecular function: threonine-type endopeptidase activity. Bases 149 to 889 code for a protein of 246 amino acids. The transcript has 8 exons. The record is from RefSeq and is a predicted model, not a curated record. Lineage: Eukaryota; Viridiplantae; Streptophyta; Magnoliopsida; Poales; Poaceae.